AUGGGUCAAGUUAAGGAUCGUGUUGAUGCCGCCAAUCAACUUGCUUCGUUAGUGCGUGAUAAUGAUAGGAAUAAGAAGAUGAUUGUUGAAGAAGGUGAGAUUUUUCCUUUGUUGAAGUUGCUUAAGGAAGGUGCUUCUGUAGAGGCACGAAUUGCUGCUGCCAUUGCACUUUUUAAUAUUGCUAAUGAUAAACAUAGAGUCAGGUUGAUUAUUGACGCGCUUAGGACUUCGAUGAUUGUUGGGGUUUUAGAGGAUUCACCAAUGAAGGUUCAGAUUUCGGUGGCCAAUUUUGUGGCGAGAAUGGCAGAUUUGGACGAUAAUGGACAGGAGGAGUUUAUGAGAUUGAAUGUGACAAGACCAUUGAUGUCUUUGUUGUCUAAUCAUUUGGAUUUGGAAGUAGUGAAUGAUAAUCCUGUUAAAACUAGUAUUCCCUCACUUGUCGAAAUGAACAAACAAUUAGCUUAUAAGAAUAUUAAGGCUAAUUAUAAUUCGGACAGUAGUAGCCAUGGUGGUUCACAUAAUAAGAAGGAGAGGGAAAUGGAGACACCAGAGGUGCAGCUUAAGGUUAAGGUUAAGGUUAAGGUUAGUUGUGCUGAGGCAUUAUGGAAACUGUCAAAAGGGAAGAUCACGGCGGUGGCAGAGUCCAAUGCUGAUAUUAGACAUGCAGCUUUUAAGCCUAAUUUACCUGGUGCAAAGGUGGUUUUGGAUAAGCUUUUAAGAGUGAUUCAAGAAGAAAGUGAUCCAAAGUUGCAGAUUCCUGCUAUUAGGUCUAUUGGUUGCUUGGCUCGAACAUUUCCUACAAGGGAGACUCGAAUAAUGAGGCCUUUGGUUUCUCAUCUUGGUAAUAGGAAUGCGGAUAUCGCUACAGAAGCUGCAAUGGCCUUGGGGAAAUCAGCUCAACUACAGGGACUUGUAUUAUUAUGCUACCUUGCAUUGAAUGCUGGGAACAAUAAGGCUCUUGAGCAAGCACGCGCUUUGAAUGCUCUUGAGGGGACUGCUCGAUCUGUUUUAGCUCAACAUCCUGAUUUGAAGGAUUUGAUUGCCAAGGCCAUACACCUCCUCAUUCUUUAUCAUGCUGGAGCUACUCUCAAUAGACAGUCUCUGGCAUCAUGA
Molecule: messenger RNA, 1113 nt
Organism: Populus trichocarpa (black cottonwood)
Lineage: Eukaryota; Viridiplantae; Streptophyta; Magnoliopsida; Malpighiales; Salicaceae
Exons: 3
Coding region: 1-1113 (370 amino acids)
Molecular function (GO): protein binding
Source: RefSeq, a predicted model, not a curated record